Cylicocyclus nassatus is the source of this 501-nucleotide messenger RNA. The record is from the annotation of a GenBank genome assembly. NCBI's taxonomy places the organism in Eukaryota, Metazoa, Nematoda, Chromadorea, Rhabditida, Strongylidae.
AUGUGGUUGUGCUUCCUCCAAGGUGUCCUUGCUCUCGCAUACUCUAUACAAACCACCAAUCUUCCACAUUCUACCUCUUAUCACCCUGAUUAUCGUCAUGAAUCACGUUUUGUACGAUGCUCGAGAGAAGGAGACGAUAAUUUGCGGACGAUUUGUAGUGUGAUCGCUGAGGACAUUACUACAAAGCCGGGAGAACGUUGCUGGAACGACUUUGAACCAGAAUUGAAGAGCAUUCGUUAUAUGUGUCCUACCCUAUGUCAAUCCGCGGAUGAGUACGAAAUCAUUCACAAGGUCCCGUCAAACAACCAUGUCUGCAUCAAGUUCGAAAACUAUGGACUCGUCAAGCGAAAGAAGGACAUCUAUCUAUGGCGCAGAGGCGAAUGCAUCAACGAGACCAUCGCGUUCAACAUCAACUGCGGUUUUCCCCUGAGUCGUCGGAAUUUAAAAAAGGCACAAAAUGACCCAUCAAACUUUCUCACAAAGCUAUUAGCUCGUCAAUAG